Brienomyrus brachyistius is the source of this 1786-nucleotide messenger RNA. It is a transcript of the gene ero1a, whose product is annotated as endoplasmic reticulum oxidoreductase 1 alpha. The record is from RefSeq and is a predicted model, not a curated record. Gene Ontology annotation, cellular component: endoplasmic reticulum; endoplasmic reticulum membrane. The coding region runs from base 232 to 1665 and encodes 477 amino acids. The transcript has 16 exons. Gene Ontology annotation, biological process: protein folding in endoplasmic reticulum. Gene Ontology annotation, molecular function: protein-disulfide reductase activity; FAD binding; thiol oxidase activity. NCBI's taxonomy places the organism in Eukaryota, Metazoa, Chordata, Actinopteri, Osteoglossiformes, Mormyridae.
AGGAAGUUGAACGUCCAGUUUGCUUAGUGAGCAAUGACUGAAUCAUUAGUUAGCGUACGUGCAAUCAGCAACGCCUGUCUCUGACUUUCAGGAUCAGUUCACUUCAUAUACAGAACCUAGACAACUAACAGAAAAGAUCGAUUUUGGGCACUGUUACAUAGGAGACGUCUUCAAUAGAGGCUUCCUUUAGUGUUUUGCCAAACCUAACGACUAAAGCAAAACACCGCGACAAUGGGCUUUGUUUUUAAAGUGUUUGUUGUGUUAAAUUUGCUUCCGUUUCUCAGUUGCGAGUUUCAGGCUGGUAAUUCGUGCAAACUCAACGAUGUUUGUCGUAUGACAGAUUACCUGGACGACUGUUUGUGUGACACGAAGACUAUAGAUUCAUUCAACAACGACAAACUUUUUCCUGUACUACAUCAGUUACUACAGACUGAUUACUUCAGGUUUUAUAAGGUGAAUCUGAAUAAACCUUGCCCGUUUUGGGCAGAGAAGAACCGCUGUGGGAUGAGGAACUGUGCCGUGAAACCAUGUAAGCCUAAUGAAGUGCCAGAAUGGAUCAGAGAAAACCCACAGCACUCCGAUGAAGCAAAUGAUGGCCUACACAAAUGUGAAGAUGAUGAAAAACUUGGAGAUGUGGACAGUUCAAUUAGCGAGAAGACUCGCCAGGCUAUAUUGGAGUGGAAAAGAUAUGAUGACAAGGAAGACUAUUUUUGCAUGUUGGAUGACGAGGAUUUACCUGAUUCACAAUAUGUGGAUUUGCUGUUAAACCCUGAACGUUUCACUGGAUACAAAGGUGCAAAGGCAUGGAAGAUCUGGAAUAGCAUCUAUGAGGAAAAUUGCUUCAAACCCUAUACUGUGAAACGGCCAUUAAGUCCAAUGACAGCAUACGCAAGAGAAAAUGAUGGAAAAGAGUUUUAUAGGUGGCUUGAAGGAUUGUGUGUGGAGAAGAGAGCAUUUUACCGCCUCAUCUCAGGCCUUCACACCAGUAUCAAUGUCCACUUAUGUGCCAGAUACUUGUUGGCUGAUAACUGGUUUGAGAAGAAGUGGGGCCACAAUCUUUCAGAAUUUCAGCAACGAUUUGAUGAAGAUUUAACCAAAGGAGAGGGCCCAAAACGCCUGCGCAAUCUCUAUUUCAUCUAUCUAAUUGAAUUGCGAGCCUUGUCUAAAGUCCUGCCGUUCUUUGAACAGCCUUCUGUCCAGUUGUACACUGGCCAACUUGAACAAGAUAAACAAAUCAAAAAAAUGCUGCUUGAGCUGCUUAGACUUGCUAAGUCCUUUCCAUUGCAUUUUGAUGAGGGGGCACUAUUUACCGGUGAUAAGGAUGAAGCUGCCCAGCUAAAGGAAGAUUUUAAGAGGAAGUUUCGGAACAUAACCAGGAUCAUGGACUGUGUGGACUGCUUAAAGUGCAGGCUGUGGGGGAAGCUGCAGACACAAGGGCUUGGUACCGCACUAAAGAUUCUCUUCUCUGAGCACCAAAUAGAGGCUUUGCCAAAACCAGACAGCUCAAAGACAAAUUUUCAGCUAACUCGCCAUGAAAUCAUUUCGCUCUUUAAUGCUUUUGGAAGGAUCUCUACCAGCAUCAGAGAACUUGAGAAUUUCAGGUCAAUUUUAAGGAACAUCUCUUUAAAUAAAGCCAUCACUUUUUCAACUGAAGGCAUAGAAUAGAAUCUGCAGUCCCCAUGAAGAAAGCUUCAUAUUGUAUAUGAAUACUUUAUACUAAACUGGUGCCAGCAUCUGAAGAAAUACAAAAUGAUAGACUGAGAAAUAAAUUUAUAUGGUAUUUAAA